Paramecium tetraurelia is the source of this 1020-nucleotide messenger RNA. RefSeq lists its product as uncharacterized. The transcript has 2 exons. The record is from RefSeq and is a predicted model, not a curated record. Lineage: Eukaryota; Ciliophora; Oligohymenophorea; Peniculida; Parameciidae.
AUGUAAGCAUAAAAAAAAAAUUCGUUUAGAUGUUUUGCCAUCUUUCAGAUAGGAAUGAAUGACCAGAAGGGAGACUUCUUAACUGUGCAUAAAAGAGGAUGUUUGAAAACGUUCAAUAGCGAAAGGGAUGAAUUAAUUCAAGCUGUAGAUUCGCAUUAUGAUGGUCAAGUAAAAUUUUAAAAUGGUUAAAACAAAGAAUAUUUUGAAUUCCGUAAUUGGAUUGGAAUAAAAAAGUAGUCUAACGAUAAUACAUACUAUUACCUUCUAUUAUGCCAUAAGAAUGUCAGGAAAAAUGAUGCUUUUAAAUAACUUCAAACACUCUAAACAUGGAAUAAUGAAAUAUAUAAAAAUAUAGAUCCUUCAAAAUUAGAGGACGAUAUUAAUAAGUUAGAACAAAAAUAUGGAGAACCAGAUGGAUAUUUAACAGAAGAAGGUGAGGAUGAAAAAUAGAGAAAUUUAUAUUAAUAACAACAAUAAGAAAAGUAUUUACAAUAAUAAUAAUAACAAUAAAAAUAACAAUAACAAUUGCAAUAAUAACAAUAAUAAUAAUAAUAAUAAUAGUAGUAAUAAAAAUAAUAAUAAUAAUAAUAAUAGCAAUAACAAUAACAAUAAAGAUAAUCACAAUAAUAAUAAUUUCAAACUCCUUAAAAAAACUCUUAACAGAGAUAAGGUUCAGCAUAAAAAUCUAAAUCUCCAAUUAAUAAAGCAUAAAACUUUAAUUACGAACAAAUCAAUAGUAUUAUUAAUAAAUCUGGAGCUUUUAGAUUUGACAUUAAACCAAAUGGUAUAACUUAGGUAGAUAUUAAGUUUGGAAAAAAUGCUUUGAAUGUUAAUCAUUAAGUAGAAUAACCUAUUCAAAAGGUUAAUCCAUAACAAAAAACAAGAGAAAAAUAGCAAUUUAUGAAUACGGAAGCACUUAAAUAAAUGGAGGAAUCUAAUAAACUAAAGUAAGCUGAUGCAUUAAUCAGAAAUUCAAUAGUAGGUACCCUGGCAAGUGGUACAUUAGCAUUGAUUUUAUGA